Linum tenue is the source of this 1469-nucleotide messenger RNA. Lineage: Eukaryota; Viridiplantae; Streptophyta; Magnoliopsida; Malpighiales; Linaceae. The record is from the annotation of a GenBank genome assembly.
AACGACUUGCUGUUGCUUCAGCCUCAUCAACUUCCUCCCUAACCCAUUUAGUUAACAGUCCCCUUGCCUUAUUAUUAAGCACUCCAUCAGAUCAGAACCCUCUGCAAUUCUUCCACCAUCACACCUUUUCCUUCACGUAAACCAUAUCCUGCAAACUGAAGCAACGAAAGAAAAAAGCAUACCCAAAAAGCAACAUGGUGCUGGACAUCAUAUUCUUGAUGUUAAUCAGCAGUACUAGUCAUGUUUCUGCUAACUCGACCACAGUUCUUCCAGCAGCAGCAGCAGCUUGUUCAAAUGGCGAAUGCCAGCUCAGAGAUGAAUGCUCAACCGACCGAGAUUGCGCGGCGGGGCUGUACUGUUUGUCUUGCCCUCUUGAAUUCAGGGGAUCAAGAUGUGUUAGAUCAACCAUUUCAGAUCCGUUCAAGCUUCUGAACAACUCUCUGCCUUUCAAUAAGUACGCAUUUUUGACAACCCACAAUUCGUUUGCCAUCAGAGGAGAGCCAUCUCACACUGGGGUUCCAAGGUUCACCCCUGCCAACCAAGAGGACACUGUCACCCAACAGCUGAAUCACGGAGUCCGAGCACUGAUGCUGGAUACAUAUGAAUUCAAGGAUGGGAUAUGGCUGUGCCAUUCUUUCAAAGGGAAAUGUCAUGAUUUCACAGCUUUUGAACCUGCAAUGGACACUCUGAAGGAAAUAAAGGCUUUCAUGUCAGCAAACCCAUCAGAAAUAUUGACCCUGAUCCUCGAAGAUCACGUUGAGGCUCCAUAUGAACUGUCACGACUCUUCAGGUCUUCUGGCCUCGACAAGUACUGGUUUCCAGUGUCCAAAAUGCCCAGGGAUGGCCAAGAUUGGCCUCUGGUGAAGGACAUGGUUGCCAAUAACCAAAGGCUCAUAGUCUUCACCUCUGAUAGAUCUAAGCAAGAAACUGAAAGAAUAGCCUAUCAAUGGAACUUCAUGGUUGAAACCCAAUAUGGCAAUGGUGGACUGAAGGGAAACUGCACAAACAGAAGAGAGUCAGCUGCAUUAGAUGACAAGAGCAAGAGUUUGGUGCUUGUGAAUCAUUUUGGAACCCUCCCUGUUAGAGGGAUUUCAUGCGAGUACAAUUCAGAGGGACUUAUGGAGAUGCUAGGGAAAUGUCACACUGCAGCUGGGAACAGAUGGGCUAACUUUGUUGCUGUUGAUUAUUACAAGAGAAGCGACGGGGGAGGAGCUUUUGAAGCUGUGGAUAAGUUGAAUGGAGAGAUGUUGUGCGGUAGCAGUGAUGUCAAAGCUUGUGCGGCAAGAUUUUCGUAACAUUGUUUCAUGUUUUGAGUUGAUGCGGCGUAUUUAAAAUUUAUGAAUUUAGUAAGAUUAUCCGACUUUGUAAGAAUAACAAUAUAGUAAUCGCCGAUGUUAGGAUUCGAACUUGUAACUUAUGAAACACAAAUUAUUAUUAUAAUUUAGAAGUAUUAUGUUGACCAAAGAAUU